This is a messenger RNA of Betta splendens (Siamese fighting fish), 1545 nucleotides long. It is a transcript of the gene desmb, whose product is annotated as desmin b. The transcript is spliced from 9 exons. The record is from RefSeq and is a predicted model, not a curated record. The coding region runs from base 34 to 1446 and encodes 470 amino acids. Gene Ontology annotation, biological process: skeletal muscle organ development. Gene Ontology annotation, cellular component: cell-cell junction; Z disc; sarcolemma. Lineage: Eukaryota; Metazoa; Chordata; Actinopteri; Anabantiformes; Osphronemidae.
UGCUGCAGCCCUCACCAGCCUUUCUCUGCUAUCAUGGCCUGCUACACUUCCUCUGGACAGACGGCCUCCUCCUACCGUCGCACCUUUGGCCAUGGUACCUACGCCUCACCCUCCCUCAACCGCUCGUUCCUGGGCCAGAGCGGCGGCAGCGGGAGCCACGUGGCCUCCAGGGUCUAUGAGGUGACCCGGACCAGCAGCACGCCUGCCUAUUUGGUCUCCUCCAGCCACCACAGCAGGCCGCUGGCAUCGUCACGGGCCUCUGUCGGCCGCUCCUACGCCGGCAUAGGCCAGACCCUGGACUUUGGCCUGGCGGACGCCCUGAACCAGGAGUUCCUGACCACGCGCACCAACGAGAAGGCCGAGCUGCAGCACCUCAACGAUCGCUUCGCGAGCUACAUCGAGAAGGUCCGCUUCCUGGAGCAGCAGAACCAGGCACUGACGGUGGAGGUGGAGCGUCUGCGUGGCCGCGAGCCCACGCGCAUCGCUGACCUAUAUGAGGAGGAGAUGAGGGAGAUGAGGAGGCAGAUCGAGAUCCUAACCAACCAAAGCUCACGCCUGGAGGUGGAGAGGGACGGUCUGGCCGACGACCUGGACAAGCUCAAACUCAGACUUCAGGAGGAGAUUAUCCAGAAGGAGGAAGCAGAAAACACCUUGGCUUCUUUCAGGGCGGAUGUGGAUGCUGCCACUCUGGCCCGUCUGGACCUGGAAAGGCGCAUUGAGACACUGCAGGAGGAGAUCGCCUUCCUGAAGAAAAUCCAUGAAGAGGAGAUCCGUGAGCUGCAGGCCCAAAUGCAAGAGACUCAGGUUCAGAUCCAGAUGGACAUGUCCAAGCCGGACCUGACAGCAGCUCUGAGGGACAUCAGGGCCCAGUACGAGGGCAUUGCUGCCAAGAACAUCGCAGAGGCUGAGGAUUGGUACAAGUCCAAGGUGUCUGACUUGAACCAGGCAGUGAGCAAGAACAAUGAGGCUUUGAAGCAGGCUCGUCAGGAAACCAUGGAGUUCAGGCAUCAGAUUCAGGCCUACACCUGUGAGAUCGACUCCCUUAAGGGCACCAACGAGUCUUUGAUGAGGCAGAUGAGGGACAUGGAGGACCGCUACGGCCGUGAGGCUGGCGGGUUCCAGGAGACCAUCGCCCGGCUGGAGGCAGAGAUCGCCAACAUGAAAGACGAGAUGGCCCGACACCUCCGCGAAUACCAGGACCUGCUCAACGUCAAGAUGGCGCUGGACGUGGAGAUCGCCACCUACAGGAAGCUGUUGGAAGGCGAGGAGAGCAGGAUCGCCCUGCCUGUCCAUAGCUACUCCACCUUGAGCUUCCGAGAGACGAACCCCGACCACCAGCGCUCGUCUGAGAUGCAUUCAAAGAAAACUGUGCUCAUCAAGACCAUCGAGACCCGCGAUGGAGAGGUCGUCAGCGAGUCAACUCAGCACCAGCAGGACAUCGUGUAGCCACCUGCAGCAGACAAGAAACAAACAUCUAUCCUGCAACGAACAAAGGUGGAAAAGGAAAAAGUCAAUAAAACAAGAAGGAGACUUUACAAAACAUCA